Messenger RNA from Rotaria sp. Silwood1, 654 nucleotides. Lineage: Eukaryota; Metazoa; Rotifera; Eurotatoria; Philodinida; Philodinidae. The record is from the annotation of a GenBank genome assembly.
AUGUCGUCAUCACAUAAUCGAUCUUCAAGUACACGUCCCUCUCGACCUACACAAACAGUGGCACCAUUAGACACCCAACGAUCAGCAAGUGCCCCCAAUCGUCAAUUUAUUAUUAUUCUCACCAAUAAUCCCGAACUGUUACGACAAACUCGUCGAUUUCAACCUCAAAUACCACUCGAUACACAAAGAAACACCAAUGUUGCAUCGAAUGCUCGAUCAAAUAAUGGAGCAACAAAUACCAACAGCAAUCACAAUAAUCGUGAACAAAUACUCGAUAAUUUAUUUCGAGAAUGGCAACAACGAUUUCGAGGUGGCAUGUUAGCACCCAAUGUUCCGAUUCACUUUGGCGUUGCUCACACUGAAGAGCAUGAAACAUUAUUAUACAAUACACUACAAUUUGAAUUAGAAGAAUGUAUUCGAGCCUACCUUCAACGAACUCAACGAUUAUAUCCUAUUAACUUGAAUGACCAACCACAACAAAGAUUUCAGUCCACAUUCGAUUGGCCUACGCAAUUAUUAGUGAAAAAUGAAGCCCAUGAUACAGCAUUGGAUGAACAAUUCAUUGCCAAAUUACGACAACUCAUUUAUGAAUAUAUGCAACAUACAACACGACCAUUACCACUUAAAUAUUUCCUUGAUCUUACUGAAGAAUAA